Molecule: messenger RNA, 2527 nt
Organism: Puntigrus tetrazona (Sumatra barb)
Lineage: Eukaryota; Metazoa; Chordata; Actinopteri; Cypriniformes; Cyprinidae
Gene: pdk2a
Product: pyruvate dehydrogenase kinase 2a
Exons: 11
Coding region: 128-1357 (409 amino acids)
Biological process (GO): protein phosphorylation; regulation of glucose metabolic process
Cellular component (GO): mitochondrion
Molecular function (GO): pyruvate dehydrogenase (acetyl-transferring) kinase activity
Source: RefSeq, a predicted model, not a curated record
CUUAUACCAUCAUACAGCACACAUCUCACUACAUGCAUUAUAAACACCGUGGCUUUUUUUAUUUAAAAAACCUGAAUCUCUGAAUUUGAUAUAUCAGGUAAUUUUCGGUUUCGACCGAGUCAGCAAAAUGAAGUUCGUCAGGUUUAUAAUGAGGAAUGCUGCUUUGGCCAGUGCGCCUCAUCACAUUGAACACUUCUCCAAAUUUUCACCUUCUCCACUUUCCAUGAAACAGUUUCUGGAUUUUGGUUCCACCAACGCAUGUGAGAAAACAUCUUUUGUUUUCCUGAGACAAGAGCUGCCGGUGCGUCUGUCAAACAUCAUGAAAGAGAUCAACUUGCUCCCCAAAAGAUUACUUACCACACCUUCCGUACAAAUGGUUCAUAGCUGGUAUAUACAAAGUUUGAUGGAGAUCUUGGAAUUUUUGGAGAGAAGUCCAGAUGACCAAUGUGUAUUGGAAGAGUUUGUAAAUGUUCUGGUCAACAUCCGAAACAGGCACAAUGAUGUUGUACCCACUAUGGCCCAGGGUGUGAUUGAAUAUAAAGAAGUAUUUGGUCAAGAUCCAGUCACUAAUCAGAAUAUUCAGUAUUUUCUGGACCGUUUCUACCUGAGCCGGAUAUCAAUCAGAAUGCUCAUCAACCAGCACACUCUUGUUUUUGAUGGUGCUACAAAUCCAGUUCACCCCAACACCAUUGGCAGUAUAGACCCUCAUUGCCAGGUGGCAGAAGUUGUUAAAGAUGCAUAUGAAAGUGCCAGGAUGCUGUGUGAUCAGUACUACCUCAGCUCACCUGACCUGGUGCUUCAGGAACUUAACACUGAUAACAGAAACCAGCCUAUUAGCAUCGUGUACGUGCCUUCCCAUCUGUACCAUAUGCUGUUUGAACUGUUCAAGAAUGCAAUGAGGGCGACCAUUGAGAACCACAGAGAGGACGGUAAUCUUCCGCCCAUUCAAGUCAUGGUGGCCAUAGGAGGAGAGGACCUCACCAUCAAGAUGAGUGACCGAGGUGGUGGAGUUCCCUUCAGGAAGAUGGAGAAUCUGUUCAGUUACAUGUACUCCACGGCACCAAAACCCCAGAUAGAUGAAAAACAUAGCGCUCCUCUGGCUGGGUUUGGUUAUGGGUUGCCCAUUUCUCGACUCUAUGCCAAGUAUUUCCAGGGCGAUCUUCAGUUAUACUCUAUGGAGGGUCAUGGCACUGAUGCAGUCAUUCACCUGAAGGCUUUAUCCACUGACUCAGUCGAGAGACUCCCAGUGUUUAACAAGACAGCUCGGCGGAACUACGAAGUCACGCAGGGGGCAGAUGACUGGUGUGUCCCCAGCCGAGAGCCUCUGGACCUGGCUGUGUUCAGACUGGCCAAGUGAAAAGAAGGACGAAUCCUCAAGGAUGGAUAAAGGACGGUUCUGUGACUGACAGAGAUGAGUGCAUCGCGAUGGCCAUAGUUUCCAUAUGGCUGUGUCCCAACUCACCACUCACUGUGAAGCCACGUAGUCUCUCAGAAAUACUGUAGAUGUCGCAUGCGAUUGGAUUCCUCAGCACCAUGAUUAUAAUUUAGUUUUUUUGUUUUAAGGUUUGAAAAACUAGGCUUUGUCACAGUGUUACCUUAAAUAAUUCUAACUCGUAUGAAGUGGGACGGAGUGCCAGUGCCAGGUUAAUCUGCACUUAAUAGCUCUUUCUUUAUUGGAAGACUGUUUUAAGUGGAAGUUCCAGUGUGAAGUGAGUCAGACAGACAGUUUACAGAGGUCUUGCUCACUGCGUUAGAGAAAUGGACCGGCUAGACUAGUGGAACCAGAAUGUACCAACAGGCCUAUGCCAAGGAUUCAGAGACAGGGUGGUAAAAACCAAUAUGCAACCUGUGGUGGAUCAUUUAUGUUAAAGUCUACUAGAAUGACUGCAUUGCAAUCAAUCAAGAGACAUUUGUAAUUAAAUGACUGAUUGCUGCUGUAGGGGUAUUCCUGUUCAGAACGGCCAGAAGAGAAAGGCCAUGGUUUUGAGUAUUAGUGUGUGGCCAAAUAUGUCUUUGUGAUCCAUGAUGUGUAAGAGUUUAAGAAAGAACCAGUUAGGACUAGAAUGCACCAAUAAACUCAUUGAUUUAGACUUGAAACACAACUUAUGCACGAGCAUUUCAAACACAGUGUUUUGUGCAUGUUUAUUUUUGAACAUGCUAAAGCAUUUUAGAUACCUCAUUGACUGAAGUUAGUUUCUCGAUGUCAACGCGACGACCUUUGCUCAGCUGUUGCCUUUCCGGUUUUCUGGGCCUUUGGCCACUAGCUCUCCCUGCGAAUAUUAUAUAGCAUGAAAUCAGAGCUUCUAAUUUUAAGCCUUCUCUUUUGAGAGCAUGCCUACUGUAUUAAAUCAACCAUCUGCUUUGAGCUUGUACCAUACAACCUUACGUGUAAGGACCAUAUUUUGUGUAUUUAUAUUUUUGUUGCGUUACCCUUGAAAAUCUACAUUUUAUUUUUAUAAUAAAUUUUUCAUCUUAAGCAAAUGAUGUGUACAGAAUGGAAAUAAACACAUUUUUUGUGGAAAUGCUA